Molecule: messenger RNA, 1316 nt
Organism: Lolium perenne
Lineage: Eukaryota; Viridiplantae; Streptophyta; Magnoliopsida; Poales; Poaceae
Source: RefSeq, a predicted model, not a curated record
UCUCUUCUUCUGCGAUCUAAAAAAAUUCCACUCCGACCCCAAGGCCGAGCCACCCACCGCCCCCUCGCAGCCAUGGACAUGCGGGCCCUCAACUUGAAGGCCGGCGGGCCCUUCCUCGCGCCCAGGCGCAACCCGCCGCCGACGUGGGCUCCCCUCCCCGCCGGGGAGGCCGGCUCGCUGGCUGUCGGGUCGACGAGGGGGCCGCGGUGGCCCAGGUUGGCGGCGAGCGCGUCGGGGAAGAAGAGCCACAGCAGUCCCGACGCCGACGAGCCCAGGAACAAGGCCUCUUCUUCCGGAAAAGGCGAUGCAUCUUCUCCCAUUGGAGAUGACAAUGCAAUGAGCCAAACCCAUGGCGAACCGAAAUCCAAUGACACCAUGUAUGUACCCAGCAACUUGUCGUAUUGGCGGGAUGUGAGGGCAAGCUUUGUGAUUCCGAAGUCGGAGCAAGCAGUCGACGUAAAUACUCUACCACAGACAUCAUUCGAUGGCCCAGUACACUGUCUUCCUCGGAAAUGGGCCCAUUCCAUCUCUGCCCCAGAAUCUGGCUGUGUGUUGGUUGCCACGGAAGAGCUUGAUGGGAACGGUACCUUCGAGAGAACUGUCAUCCUCCUCCUGAAACUAGGUUCAAGAGACGCCUACGAUGGCCCAUUCGGCGUCAUCCUGAAUCGCCCACUCUACACAAAGAUGAAACACGUGAAUCCAUCCUUCCGCGACCAGGCGACACCUUUCAGCGACUGCUCCCUGUUCUUCGGAGGCCCUGUUGAUAUGAGUGUAUUCUUGAUGCGGACCAACGAGGGCAGGCCCAUCAAGGGGUUCGAAGAGGUGGCGCCGGGCGUAUGCUUCGGGUUCAGGACCGACCUGCAGAAGGCUGGCCACCUGAUGAAGAACGGUGCAGUUAACCCUGAGGACCUGAAGUUCUACGUCGGGUACUCCGCUUGGGAUCACGACCAGCUGCUGAGCGAGAUCGACGCGGGGUACUGGGUCGUUACCUCCUGCAGCUCAGGCCUGAUAACGGACGCGCUGACGGCCGACCCUUCUUGCCUGUGGAGCGAGGUACUGCAGCUGCUGGGAGGCCAGUACGCGGAGCUGAGCCAGAAACCGAAGGAAGAUAGCGCGUGAAGCCUCGUACUUGCGGCAUGGCACAGCGAACUGUUGUGUUCGAUUUGUACAUAAUUCAGUAAUCUCGUCCGGUCAGCGGUCACAUCAUGUGGGGAGGCUGUUUUUUCUUCUGUUUCUUGGAUCAAAUAAUGUAUUUACUGUUAGUCCUUGUACAACCUUUUUCCCUUUUUAUGAGAAAAAAGAAACGACGCAGGACC